This is a messenger RNA of Alexandromys fortis (reed vole), 402 nucleotides long. It is a transcript of the gene Nhlh1, whose product is annotated as nescient helix-loop-helix 1. Bases 1 to 402 code for a protein of 133 amino acids. Gene Ontology annotation, biological process: regulation of transcription by RNA polymerase II. The transcript has a single exon. The record is from RefSeq and is a predicted model, not a curated record. Lineage: Eukaryota; Metazoa; Chordata; Mammalia; Rodentia; Cricetidae. Gene Ontology annotation, molecular function: RNA polymerase II cis-regulatory region sequence-specific DNA binding; DNA-binding transcription factor activity, RNA polymerase II-specific; protein dimerization activity.
AUGAUGCUCAACUCUGACACCAUGGAGCUGGACCUACCUCCCACCCACUCGGAGACCGAGUCGGGCUUUAGCGACUGUGGGGGCGGGCCGGGCCCGGAUGGUGCCGGGUCGGGGGAUCCCGGAGUGGGCCAGGUCCGGAGCGCGGAGCUCGGAGAGGCUGGCCGCAAAGACCUGCAGCACCUGAGCCGGGAGGAGCGCCGACGCCGGCGCCGAGCCACCGCCAAGUACCGCACAGCACAUGCCACGCGAGAACGCAUCCGCGUGGAAGCCUUCAACCUGGCCUUCGCCGAGCUGCGCAAACUGCUGCCCACUCUGCCCCCAGACAAGAAGCUUUCCAAGAUUGAGAUCCUGCGUCUGGCCAUCUGCUACAUCUCCUACCUGAAUCACGUGCUGGAUGUCUGA